Didymosphaeria variabile is the source of this 1746-nucleotide messenger RNA. RefSeq lists its product as uncharacterized. Bases 1 to 1746 code for a protein of 581 amino acids. Gene Ontology annotation, biological process: UDP-glucose transmembrane transport. The record is from RefSeq and is a predicted model, not a curated record. NCBI's taxonomy places the organism in Eukaryota, Fungi, Ascomycota, Dothideomycetes, Pleosporales, Didymosphaeriaceae. Gene Ontology annotation, molecular function: antiporter activity. Gene Ontology annotation, cellular component: cis-Golgi network; endoplasmic reticulum-Golgi intermediate compartment; Golgi apparatus. The transcript is spliced from 3 exons.
AUGUCCACCGCGGAGGUGGUGCGCUGGCUCGAAGGUUCAAAAGCACCAGCUCGCCCGGAUUCGCUGCUGCAUCCCGCCGAUGUGUUUCCGCUCGCUACAAUCUCGAAUCCUCCCUCGAGCACCGAUCCCGACGCAGACAGCGACGACGGCGCCCGGCACGCCCCUCGCAACAUAGCGUCCCUGGUCCACCCUCCGACCCCUAAGAUUAUGGAGGACCAGGCGACUGCAAACCACGCUCGCCGACGCUCCUCUUCCCUCGCCGGCGCCUCAGCACCCUCUCAGCACGCAGACCGCAAGCAUCGACGGCGGAAGUCUGAGUCUGACAACAUCCUCGAAGAAGGGGAAGACCGUGGGAGCGAUUCCGACUCCUCAGGACGCACCGACAGCGACGAUCUUGAAUUGGACGACAUGAGCGCCGACGGCCUCCAGGACGACGAGGAGACGGGGCUCACUGGGCGGGAUAGGCGGCGGAGGCGUCGCAGGAAGAGGCGGAACACGUUGCUGGAGAACCGCGUUGUCCCGGAAGAGCCCAAAUUCACAAAGGAGGAGGAGAAAAUUGCAAACCAGACUAUGAUACAGUCCAUGCUGAUCAACGCUUUGUUGAUAGGGUUAUGGUACCUCUUUUCCAUCUCCAUAUCCGUGUACAACAAGUGGAUGUUCAAGGAAGAGAAAGAGGACGGCGAAACAAAGAAUAUCUUUCCAUUCCCCCUCUUUACGACCUGUUUGCACAUGGUGGUUCAAUUUACGCUCGCAUCGCUCGUUCUGUUCAUGAUACCUUCGCUUCGACCACGCCACGAUUCUCUUGAUCCCCAUGCCCCCGGCGCCCGCGAAGAGCUGGUAGACCCUAAGAAACCGCUGAUGACGAAGUGGUUUUAUUUUACGCGGAUCGGUCCCUGCGGAGUGGCGACGGGCAUGGAUAUCGGGUUGGGCAAUACGAGCUUGAAGUUCAUCACCUUGACCUUUUUCAAGCAAAUAUCAUACCGCCUCAUCAUAAUCAUCACGAUCAUGACCCUCGGCGUAAUUAUGAUGGUCGCCGGCGAGACCGACUUCGACGUCCGCGGCUUCAUCCUCGUCAUGUCGUCCGCAUGCUCGUCGGGCUUUCGCUGGUCCUUGACUCAAAUCCUCCUUCUCCGCAACCCUGCAACCGCGAACCCGUUCUCUUCGAUAUUUUUCCUAGCACCUGUCAUGUUUCUUAGCAUCCUCGUUUUAGCGAUACCCGUGGAAGGAUUCCCCGCCCUAUUCGUUGGGCUUUCGAGACUAUUCGAAAUGAAAGGCACCCUGCUGGGCAUUGGCAUUCUGCUGUUUCCGGGGUGCCUAGCUUUCCUUAUGACGGCAAGUGAGUUUGCGCUGCUGAAGAGGACCAGCGUCGUUACUUUGAGCAUCUGCGGCAUAUUCAAAGAGGUGGUGACAAUCACAACAGCGAACUUUGUGUUCCAUGAUCCACUCACGCCGAUCAAUCUGACCGGCUUAGUCGUUACCAUCUGCAGCAUUGCAGCGUACAACUACUUCAAGGUUCAGAAGAUGAGGAACGAGGCGAGGAUCAACGCACAUCUUGCUGCGCAGGAUCUGUAUGCGCCCGUCAAUACGCAGGAUCCUGAUCCAGUGAGGCCUAGGAUUUCCACCAGCGGGGGACUGGUUCGCAACAGCCUAAGCCUCAACCUGGGAGCUGGAGCGAGCGCAGAACGAGCAGCUACCGACAGUCCCUCAAGAGCGUCACCGGUGAAAAGGCCGGAAGAUCUAGAAUAG